Messenger RNA from Ochlerotatus camptorhynchus, 3712 nucleotides. RefSeq names its product WASH complex subunit strump (gene Strump). NCBI's taxonomy places the organism in Eukaryota, Metazoa, Arthropoda, Insecta, Diptera, Culicidae. Gene Ontology annotation, cellular component: endosome; WASH complex. The coding region runs from base 107 to 3616 and encodes 1169 amino acids. The record is from RefSeq and is a predicted model, not a curated record. The transcript has 6 exons. Gene Ontology annotation, biological process: actin filament polymerization; endosome organization; regulation of actin nucleation.
CCUAGACGUAUGCACUUGAUGGUAUUCUUAUCAGUGAGUUCGGUGGCUUUUUGCUCGAAGAAUUAUUGCUUGUGGCUCAUGGUAAUUAUUAUUCGGUACCUCAAAGAUGGCAGCUGAAUUCCUGGCUGAGAAUAAUGUUUGCGGUCAGACGAUUCUGCAGGUAGUCGCCGAAGGAAAUACGAUUAUUUGCGAAUUGCUGCGUUUGAAGGAAUUCAUUCCGGAGGUGUUUUGUCUGAAAACUAAAGAAGAACAACAGAAAUAUGGAGAGAUUAUUAUGGACUUUAGCUAUUUCCAAAUUUCGGAUGCACAGGAAGCAAAGAUUGAAGCUGAUGAGAAACUGCAAGCUCUGGACGAGGAGAUCCGGGAGAACUAUUUGGUCAUCUUGAAUCGAUUCUACAUAGUGUUUGAGAGUAUGCAUAGGUAUAUCAAGGAUCUGAAUACGUUUAUAGAGGAGCUGAGUAUGGGCAUGUUUAUUCAACAAUCAAUGGAGAAAGUAUUUCAGGACGAGGAAGGAAAGCAGCUUAUGUGUGAAGCUCUGUACCUGUACGGUGUCAUGCUGCUGGUAGUUGACCUUCAAAUACCCGGCGUGGUUCGUGAACGCCUUCUCGUAGCGUACAACCGGUACAGUGCCUUGAAAACCGACGGCGACAGUAACAUCGACGAGGUGUGCAAACUUUUGCGUUCCACCGGUUUCAACGAUGGUAGCUCUAAUGCGAAGAAGAUCCUCACCUAUCCGGAGGACUACUUCAAUCGUAUCCCGGUCAAUGCAAUCUACGUGGAGAUGGUCAUCGGGAGACUUCGAUCGGACGAUGUGUACAAUCAGAUUUCGGUAUACCCGCUGCCUGAGCAUCGUUCGACGGCAUUGGCCAAUCAAGCCGGUAUGUUGUACGUGUGUUUGUUUUUCGCCACCAAUACAUUGCACAACCAGGCGGCCAGGAUGCGUGAGAUUGUGGAUAAGUUCUUUUCCGAUAACUGGAUCGUGUCAUUCUAUAUGGGAAUCACCGUUAGCCUGCUGAAUGCAUGGGAUCCAUUCAAGGCGGCAAAAUCUGCUCUUCUCAACACAUUCGACACUGCAAAUUUGAAAGAAAUUUGUACAAAGCAGAAGCGUUCGUUGGACACUUUGCUCAAUCGAACGAGAAACAUUCUCAAGGAAGGUAACCUUACCGAGCAAAAGCUACUGGAUAACAUUCCAAAGGUAACACCACUGAUCCGCGAGUGCAACUUGACCGUACGUUGGGUAAUGCUGCAUACCGGAACACCAGUGAUCGACAUCGGCAGUCCGGCUUCGUUGAAGAAGUGCAAACAGGUAAAGGAUCUGAUAGAGGCUGAUAUUGAUUUCAAAGGGAUCGAAUUUUUUGAACUGUUGUUGAACACUGCGCAACUGGAAUCGAAGAUAAGGGAUAUUCUGAAGACUUUACUGGAUGAGCGGUUGCAACGAUGGGAGAACUUCAAGAAGGAAGCUUGUGAACGAAUACAGGACCUGGUAGAUGCUUAUUCUGGUGAGAAACCUUUCGGAAAGAUGAAGAAAAAUACCAGCCUUAGCAAGUGGUUCGUAAACAUUCGAAAAGAGAUUGACACGCUUAGUAACGAGGACAAAUUGCUGAGUGUUUCUGGCAGGACAAUCAUCCAACUGAUUCAGGCUCUGGAGGAAGUGCAAGAUUUUCAUGAUCUGAGCAAAAAUAUGCAAGUCAAGCAAAACAUUGUGGAAACUCGACAAUAUCUCCAUCAGAUGUUCCACACAAUCAGCAUUAAGGAGGAUGAUUUGAUAAAUCUACAGUUGAUUGGUGAUUUCAGUUACGCUUGGCGAUUAAUCGACAGUUACACCCCGAUGAUGCAGGAGAACAUCAAAAAGAAUCCAAGUUUGGUCAUCAAAUUACGAUCCACUUUCUUGAAAUUGGCUUCCGCGCUAGAAAUUCCACUACUUCGGUUGAAUCAAGCUGAGAGCGAAGAUCUCAUGGAUGUUUCCAAAUAUUACAGCAACGAGCUGGCAAACUUUGUCCGAAAGGUAGUACAGAUCAUUCCGGAAACCAUGUUCACAAUCCUGGCCCAAAUCAUCGCCCUGCAGACGAAUGUGAUCAAACAGAUUCCCAUGCGAUUGGAAAAGGAAAAGAUGAAGGAGUACGCUCAGCUGGAUGACCGUUUCAUCAUCGCCAAGUUGACCUACUCGGUUUCUACGUUUACGGAAGGGAUCCUGGCCAUGAAAACCACACUGGUAGGGGUGGUUGAACUUGAUCCGAAGCAACUGCUCGAAGAUGGCAUCAGAAAGGAAUUCGUAAAAAACGUUUCCGAUGCCUUUCACAAUAAUUUAACCUUUAAUCCGAAAGCGAAAGAAUCGGAGCUUGAUGCAAAACUAGCUGCACUGCACAGAAUAAUUGAUGGCUACAAGCGAUCUUUUGAAUACGUCCAGGACUAUCUGAACAUUCAUUGCCUCCGCAUAUGGAACGAAGAAAUGCAGCGGAUCAUCAAUUAUAACGUGCAAAGGGAAUGCAAUCCGUUCAUGAAGAACAAAAUUCAGGAAUGGAAUUCCGAAUACCAGAGCGAUACGAUACCGAUUCCUAGUUACGAACCAGCGGAUAUGGCAUCGAUUACAUUCGUAGGCAGAUUGGCACGGGAAGUUUUGCGUAUAACCGAUCCCAAAGUAACCACCUACAUUGAAAUCUGCAGCACCUGGUACGACCACAAAACCCACAAAGCUGUCCUGACGAACAAAUUUGCCAGUCGCAUAAUCGAAACCUUCGGGCCACCUGGCUUAGUCGGGCUGGAUAAACUCUACUCAUUCUUGAUAACGGCAGAACUUGAAAAUUUCCUGCUCACCAUUCAGCGCAAACUUCAACACGAACCCGUUUGGUACGACGCUCUGAACAAUGUCGAGUCCGAACUGCAUAAAUCGGACUUUAUUGAAACCCCAGCAAAAACGUACGCCAAUCUCACAACUACCUUCACUCGCAUUUGGCCGCAGCUGCAAGACUGGAUCCUGAGAAUCGGUCAGAAGCAGAUUCUUCGAACGCACAUUGCAUUCGAAUUGAACUGCAGCUGUAAGGUUAAGUCUACCAAGCUGGAAUCAUCGCUAAGGGCGUUGAACGACGCGAUCCUGAUGGAUGUCAAACGCCAUACGCUGGACGUGAACAAGCCUCUUCCCAGUGCUGAUCUGGCGUUCGAAUUGAAUCAAUAUCUGGAAUGUGCCGGGUUGUACAACCCUUACAGGAAAAAGUACAUCAGCACAAAGAGCCCCCCAUUUCUACCGCUGUUGGCGUUCCUGUUUGUAAUUGUGCAUUUACCACGAUUCCAGUACAUGAAAAACGUGGACAGUUUGAUAGCCAAGAAAAAGAAUGAUCUCAUCGAUGGGUUUCCCAGCGUGAUUGGUUUGCUAACAUUGUUCAGACAAUUCCAAGUGACGGAGAUGGAUGUUUUCAUCCAGUAUUUGUGCCAGUAUGUGAUGUCCUUCGUAGAUGUCAACCUGAAAGCAAAGCAAGAAAUUUGUCACGAAGCGGUGAUGACUUUGCGUUUCCUGGAGAUAUUUACACGCGUAGCGGAAAUUCAACGCAAGCAACUGGAGCGAUACAUUCCGGAUUCGGUUUUGAACCAGUAUGAAUUUCUCUCCGGGGGCAAAUCUUGACCUUCGGGCGAUUGGUGGUGUAUUGGGAGUUGAGGAAAGAUUUAUAUUUGAGAAUGUAAAUACAGUUAUCAAUUGUUCUAUGUAUUUGAAUUUGAA